Molecule: messenger RNA, 2528 nt
Organism: Calliphora vicina (urban bluebottle blowfly)
Lineage: Eukaryota; Metazoa; Arthropoda; Insecta; Diptera; Calliphoridae
Gene: Gdh
Product: glutamate dehydrogenase, mitochondrial
Exons: 6
Coding region: 196-1878 (560 amino acids)
Biological process (GO): L-glutamate catabolic process
Cellular component (GO): mitochondrion
Molecular function (GO): L-glutamate dehydrogenase (NAD+) activity
Source: RefSeq, a predicted model, not a curated record
GGAAUUUCUAUCAGUUAGUCGAGGUGUCGGUUGUCCAACAGUUGUGUGCAGCUCGAGCCAAAUAGUUAUUCUAUUAAAAAACAUUAAAGAAGUAUUUCUUUUUUGUUUUAAUUAAGUAAAAAAGUAAACCAACCGAAAGUGUUUCUUUGUGUUGGUGGUUUGUUAAGUGUGUGAUUAGUGUGUGCAUACAACAAAAUGUAUCAUUUGAAAAGUUUAGCUCGUCAGGCUGCCGUCCGCCAGGAUGUUGCUGCCACUUUGGUUAAGGCUAUGCCCACUGCUGCCUUGCAAGCACGUGGCUAUGCUGAAUACCAAAUUCCCGACCGUCUAAAGGAGGUGCCCACUGCCAAAGAUCCCCGUUUCUUCGAUAUGGUAGAGUACUUCUUCCACCGUGGUUGUCAAAUUGCCGAAGAUCGUUUGUUGGACGAUAUGAAGGGAAAAUUGUCCAUGGAAGACAAGAAAAAGAAGGUUAAGGGUAUUCUUAUGCUUAUGCAACCCUGUGACCACAUCAUUGAAAUCGCUUUCCCAUUGCGUCGCGAUUCUGGUGACUUUGAAUUGAUUACCGGUUAUCGUGCCCAGCACUCUACCCAUCGUGUACCAACCAAGGGCGGUAUCCGUUUCUCUAUGGAUGUAUCACGUGAUGAAGUCAAAGCCUUGUCUGCUUUGAUGACAUUCAAGUGCGCCUGUGUUGAUGUACCAUUCGGUGGUGCUAAGGCCGGUUUGAAGAUCAACCCCAAGGAAUACUCUGAACAUGAAUUGGAAAAGAUCACUCGUCGUUUCACCCUUGAGUUGGCCAAGAAGGGCUUUAUUGGACCCGGCGUUGAUGUACCUGCUCCUGAUAUGGGUACCGGUGAACGUGAAAUGUCCUGGAUUGCCGACACUUAUGCCAAGACCAUCGGUCACUUGGACAUCAAUGCCCACGCUUGCGUAACUGGCAAACCCAUCAACCAAGGUGGUAUUCACGGUCGUGUGUCCGCCACCGGUCGUGGUGUUUUCCACGGUUUGGAAAACUUCAUCAAUGAAGCCAACUACAUGAGCAUGAUUGGCACUACUCCCGGCUGGGGUGGCAAAACUUUCAUCGUUCAAGGUUUCGGUAAUGUCGGUCUCCACUCUACCCGCUACUUGACCCGUGCUGGUGCCACUUGCAUUGGUAUCAUUGAACACGACGGUUGCAUCUUCAACCCAGAGGGUAUUGAUCCCAAGGCUUUGGAAGACUACAAGAACGAACACGGUACCAUUGUUGGUUACCCACACGCCAAACCCUAUGAGGGUGAAAACUUGAUGUUCGAACCUUGUGAUAUCUUCAUCCCAGCUGCCAUUGAAAAGGUUAUCAACAGUGAAAAUGCCCACAAAAUCAAUGCUAAGAUCAUUGCUGAAGCUGCCAACGGUCCAACCACACCUGCUGCUGAUAAAAUCUUGAUUGAUCGCAACAUUUUGGUUAUUCCCGAUUUGUACAUUAACGCUGGUGGUGUAACAGUUUCCUUCUUCGAAUGGUUGAAGAACUUGAACCAUGUAUCUUAUGGUCGUCUUACCUUCAAAUAUGAACGUGAAUCCAACUACCACUUGUUGGCCUCAGUACAACAGUCUAUUGAAAGAUUUGUUUUGGACGAAUCUGUCCAAGAAUCUUUGGAACGUCGUUUCGGUCGUGUUGGUGGCCGCAUCCCUGUCACUCCCUCCGAAGCUUUCCAAAAACGCAUCUCUGGUGCCUCUGAAAAGGACAUUGUCCACUCUGGUUUGGAUUACACCAUGGAACGUUCUGCUCGCGCUAUCAUGAAGACCGCUAUGAAAUACAACUUGGGUCUUGACUUGAGAACCGCCGCCUAUGUCAACUCCAUUGAGAAGAUCUUCACCACUUACCGUGAUGCUGGUUUGGCUUUCUAAGGUGCUUAAAUGAAUAAAUAAAAUGAAAAUAAUUAAAACGUCAAUCCUCUAUGAUGGUGCAUACUUACAACAUACAACAUACUUGCAACAUAUAUAUUUUAAUUAAUUUUUAAGCCUUAAAACAAAAGAAAAACAAACACAUCUUAAGCUAAAAAUUCACUCGAAACAUAAAAUGUUUAUAAAAAAUCAACAAGUAGUUAAAACAUUCUUUUUAAGCAAUAUAUUAAACCAACAACAUUAGUUAGUCCUGCCAUUUGUCACAAAAAACUAAAUGUUUUUAAAUUAAGUAAAUAAAUUUUAUUGCCAUCUUUGAAUUUAUCAAUCGAAAAAACCAAAACACGAUCAUUCAAAUAAUUGAAUUAAUCUUACAAUGCAGCGACUUUUUUUAUAUUUUCCUUGUAUUUCAAUGUAUUAAAUAGUUCUAAAACACAACUGUUUUAUUUGUUUUCACCUUUUCCCUAAUUUAUUUUUUAAAUAUUUUCCUAAUUAUACUUAUAACUGUUGCUGUUUAAUAUUUCUUUGAAUUUAAGUUUUUAAAGUCAAUCCAAUAAGAAAAUGCAUUUUAAAUUAAAACAAAAAGAUGAAAAUAUUCAUAAAUAUAAAAAUUAAUUCAAAAUAAAAUAAAAAAUAAUAUAAAUAUAAAAAAAAAA